Planococcus citri (citrus mealybug) is the source of this 2086-nucleotide messenger RNA. RefSeq names its product maltase 1-like. The transcript is spliced from 10 exons. Gene Ontology annotation, biological process: carbohydrate metabolic process. Lineage: Eukaryota; Metazoa; Arthropoda; Insecta; Hemiptera; Pseudococcidae. The coding region runs from base 251 to 1957 and encodes 568 amino acids. The record is from RefSeq and is a predicted model, not a curated record.
ACUUGAGUAGAAUGAUCCUUUUGUACGAGGAAAACACAACUUAUUUCAACAUACCUUACUUGGAUACAUUCGAGUGGAAAAAUGUAAUUUGCAUCAUAUUAUGUAAUACGUACUUUUAGAGUGUAGUAUAUACCUAAAUGAGUGAGAAUUUGAUAAAGAAUAAAAUUACAAUUAUUUCCAUUUCUACUCGUAGUUGAUAAAGGUAUAAAGAUACAACUAUAAGGUGAUACUUUCGUGCUUUGGAAACAAAAUGAAAAUAUUGUUGUUUUAUGUUUGGUUUCACUUUUGUUGGAGCUGUUUUGCGAAAUUGGACACAGAAUGGUGGGAGCAUACAAUAAUUUACGAAAUUAUUCCGCAUACGUUCAAAGACAGCGAUGGAGAUGGAGUUGGUGACUUCAAAGGAAUCACAUCGAAACUUGAUCACUUCGUUGACUUGGGCAUAGAAACGAUCCAUCUGACACCUAUGUAUGAAACUACAGCACUGGAUAUGGGAUAUGACAUAACAGAUUACUACAAUGUUGAUCAUAGACUUGGCACAAUCAGUGAUUUGGAAGAACUUAUCCGGGAGAUGAAUAAAAGAAAUAUGAAGUUGAUACUAGAUUUGGUAAUCAAUCAUAGUAGUCAUAAACACAAAUGGUUCCAAAAAUCCAUCGAUCGAAUUGAUCCGUAUACUGAUUUUUAUGUUUGGAAAGAUUCCAAAGGCUUUGAUAAUGUAACUAACCAAGAAAUACCUCCAAAUAAGUGGAUCAGUGUUUUCCUACAAGAACCUGGUGCGGCUUGGACAUGGAAUGAAAAACGAAAACAAUUUUAUUUGCAUAACUUUUUGCCAGAGCAGCCAGAUUUAAACUUGAGGAAUGAAAAUCUGAAGGAAAUAUUAUGGAAAAUGAUCGAAUUUUGGCUGGAUAAAGGUGUAAGUGGGUUCAGACUAGACGCUACUCCUUGGUACAUUGAAGAUGAAGAAUUUAGAGAUGAUGAUUUAAACUUGCGACAAUGCAAUCAACCGGAAACAUUUGAAUUUAUACAUGAAUUUCGGACGUAUUUGGAUAAAUAUAAUGAGAAGCGUGGGGGUUUUGAAAGAAUCUUCAUUGCGGAAGCACAUGUUUGGGGUGAGAUUUUAACACAAUAUUAUGGCAGAAAAAAUUAUUCAGUCACACAUUUUCCUUACUCGUUUUUGUUGAGAUACAUCAACUGGCCCAUAAAUGCAAAAACUUUGCAAUUUUAUUUAAAUUUUUGGAUGUCGUUUCUACCAGAAGGAAAAACAGCAGCUUGGAUGACUCAAGAUCACGAUGGUUCGAGAGUAGGAUCACGAAUUUGUCCAGAAUUCGCUGAUAUUUUCACAAUAGUAUCGAUGAUGCUGCCCGGAACAGUAGGAGUUUAUUAUGGACAAGAGAUUGCCAUGAUGAAUGGAUUCGCUACAGAAGAUCAAUUCCAUGAUUUCUCAGGUGGAGGUACCAGGGAUCCUACAAGACUUACAAUGCAGUGGGAUGAUACAAUAAAUGCUGGAUUUUCAACAAACGUAUCGACAUAUUCACCUGUAAAUUCUGAUUACUUUCAAAGAAAUGUUGCAGUGCAAAAAGAACAAUCAGUUAGCCACUACAAUUUGUUCAAGGAUUUAGCCACGUUGAGAAAAACAAACAUUUUUAAAUUUGGGAAAUUUAAAAAUGCCAAUUUUGGAAAUAUUUAUAGUUUGACAAGAUCAUACAAAGGCAACGUGCUUACAGUUGUAGUCAAUUUCGAAAUUACUGCUUCCUCUAGAGUGAAUUUAACGGAAAUAUUGCAAAACCGUCCUGAUGAGAUUACAGUAGUUGCAGCUUCUGUGAAUUCUGAAUAUGUAAAAGGAUUUAAUAUAGAAUUUAAACAGAGUGAAGAAUUCUACAUGAGACCAUUAUCAAGUGUGGUUUUGAAGACAGAUCUGCCUUACAGUGAAAAUGAAGAUGUCAUGCUUCAAAAUAUUUAGUACCUACUUACCUAGCUUACUUGAGAUGAAUUUAUAUUGUAGUGUGGAUCAACUGAUCAAGAGUUGAUAAAUGAACUUCGUUUUUAACUGAACGAUCAGAACUGGAAAAAUUAAAAUUCGUGUUGACUA